This is a messenger RNA of Australozyma saopauloensis, 2211 nucleotides long. RefSeq names its product putative ubiquitin-protein ligase. The record is from RefSeq and is a predicted model, not a curated record. Bases 1 to 2211 code for a protein of 736 amino acids. Gene Ontology annotation, molecular function: ubiquitin protein ligase activity. NCBI's taxonomy places the organism in Eukaryota, Fungi, Ascomycota, Pichiomycetes, Serinales, Metschnikowiaceae. The transcript has a single exon. Gene Ontology annotation, biological process: ubiquitin-dependent protein catabolic process; protein ubiquitination.
AUGGCGGAAAACGGCGACGUGGAUGUCAAGCUGAAUUGGCUCUUGGUGGUUAUAGACACGUUCGGCGAAGCGGUCAAUGCGCAGAGCCAGUAUGCGGAGUCUCGCGGGAUCUCAUGGGAUCGGUUCGGAAGCAUGGCUGCAUAUGUCUUUUCGUCCUAUGGAAUCGCCACGUUUUUGGUGGCUGUUCUUCUAAACAGAACCAUGCUUCUUGCAGCCGCAACGAAUCCGGAUGGCCGUGCUGCUGUGGUCAACAAUGGACUCAUUACCUUGAUCCGGAAACGGCCUCGUUCUCAGGCGCUAGUGUUGGGGAUGUUGCGUCUUCUGGCGCUCUAUGUAUUGGCAAUGAGGGCAUACAGCAUAUUUGUCGCUUUGUCGGUCGUUGCCCUCAAUGAAAAGCCUGGUGCGGUGUGCCAAUUGACUAGAUGGGUGGGCCAGUACAUGCACUAUGAUCCUCAGGCUUGGGCUGACGAUAAGUUCAUGCGAAUGCCUCGAAAUGAAGUCCGCUUUGGUCCUACGUCCAGUAUGCUUUGGCCUAUUUUUACUGGUGUAAGUUAUUCGCUCUUUGUGGAGAGCUUCUCCUCUGCCAUUCUCAACACGAAACCAUUUCUCGAAGGAGGUAUUUCCCUUUUUGAGCUUUCCUUAGCCAUUCAAGAAAUGAGCUCGGGUUUCUUUUUCUUGCGGGAGUUCAGUAUCGCAAAGCGUCCGCUGGAACAGGUAUUGAUUGUUUGCUUAUUUCUGAUCUGCGACCAAUUCUGCAACCAGAUUGGCUCUCUCGUAUUCAAAAACCAGUACCGUCUUAUAUCUCUGACGGCGCUUAAUCUUUGCUUCAUUUGGUAUUAUGUGUCCAACGUCCUUGCCGGUAAAUUGUUCAUGUUUCCGAUAAACAUCUCAGUGACAUACUUGACGUUGAUUUUCGUAUUGGUGACUUCGCUAGUCUGUCUUGCGAUCCUUGCGCUAGCUAUAAUCACCAAGGGCUUUGAUCUUGCAGCGCUCAAUUUCACAAACUACUUCGCUGAAGACCACAGAGAACGUGAGUUUUUCACACAACAUCUCGGGAUUCGAUUGAGUCAGGACUUCCAUUUGGCUGUUCUCAACUUGGGAAUCUUUGCCGUCACUCUGGCCGGAAAAUCCAGCUAUAGCACCGAGUACAGCUUCGUACCUCUUCCUCAGCAGACUUGGAUAGAGGCCAGUUUGUUUACCAAAAUGAAGAUGAUCAUCAAAUCUAUGAACUCUGCUCAAAUCAAAAAGCUUGGAGCUGAAGAAUUGGAGGCGCUCUUCAAAUGUGAACCACAACAGGGCUACGGGAAAAUCAUUGCAAAACCCACCUCCAGGGCGUUGAGCAGUAUCGGUUUGGUUCGCAACAACAAAUCAAGUAGCACUACCAAAAUCCGUGCUAAGUAUCUUACGGAAAUCUUUUUGAGAGGCUUCCAGGUUUGCAAGUAUUGGUUUGCCUCUCUGUUUGUCCUUGUGAAGCGCACACUAGGCUUCAAGAACGUUGAGGCACCCUGGCCACCGGCAUUUCUACUCAAUGACUUCCAUUCUGAACGUAUGAGUGCGGAGUAUUCCCAAGCCAUCAGAGAAGAUUCCGAAAAGCCUACUGGGUACUUGACAAGUUUGGAUGACGACGAAUUAUCUGAUUUGGACUACACAGGUGACAUGACCGAUGAUGAGGAUCUUUCGCAGGCAGAAAGUGAUUCAGAAGACGAGAUUACCUUGAAUAUGACAGUUCUUAAUGAGGAUGAUGAGCAAGAAGAAGACGAUAACAACUAUCAGUCGGCGUUUUCGGAGCUUCUAAGCGCGGAUGACUAUGUCGAGUUGAUCGAGAAUCAGGAGAUGGUAAGCCAACAUUGGAGAUAUCUGAAAGAACAUGAUGGCAUUAUGACGAGAUCUCGGUACCAUCGUGCUCCGAAUGUCUCUACAGCCAACGCUGGUAAUUCUGGCGAUCUCCUCAGUCUUAUAAAUUCGAUACGAAACAAGGAAGCGGAGUCGAAGAGGGAGCUAAUUAGCGAAGAGUCUGAGGAUGUUUCGGGAGAUGCCUCUAGACUAUUGUGCGUCAUUUGUCAGUACAACCCGCGAGAGAUCAUUACAUGGCCAUGCAAGUGUUUUGCGAUCUGCGAAGAAUGUCGGAUUCGUCUUGCAAGCAACAGUAUGGAGGGAUGUGUUUGUUGUCGUCGAGAUGUGGAAGGAGUGAGCCGCAUUUAUAUCCCAUAG